AUGAUUCGGCACUUUCCCGCGCGCAACUUAGUGAUGUUGGGGCUUCGGUAUGCUCUGGGCCUCGAUGGGGCGUUCGAUCUGCAAGAUAACAAAUGCUCGGUAAGACCUAGGGUACUGGUGUGGUACUGGCCUAAGGCUCUCCGAUGCUUAAGUCUUGGGAGGUGUGCAAGUUGUUUAGAAUUUCGAUGUGGGACUGUGGACUCCAAUUGUGGGACUGCCACGUGUCCAUGGGGUGAAGUUGCCCUAAUCGUGCGAUCGGUAGGAACGGUACGGAAGCUAGGAGUCCCCCAAGUUCUCUUGCGAGAGUUCUCGGAAGGGGACUUGAAAUUGUCUUCGGCAGGAAAUGUUGUCCUACUGUUCGGUAAUCCAGCUGGUGGAGGGGCUCAACUUUGGCCCUUCCGUUCAUGUUCAUUCGGAGGCUAA
Molecule: messenger RNA, 423 nt
Organism: Prunus armeniaca (apricot)
Lineage: Eukaryota; Viridiplantae; Streptophyta; Magnoliopsida; Rosales; Rosaceae
Source: the annotation of a GenBank genome assembly